CUUGGGUUAUAGAGUGAGAGUCCAGACACGCUGCUUGACAAUGCCUCACAUCCAGGAGCAUGGAUUCAUCUGGCUCCCAGGAGAAAACGGCUGUUCCGCGAUUCGCCAGCUUCAAACCCCAGCCGCCCACCAAACUCCCUAGUCGCGAGCGAAGCGAAAGAGACGAAAGGCCUAGACACCAUUCGAAGCAUCAGUCGAGGCAUAGAAGCCACCGCGAUGGCCGUUCGCGAUCGCGGGAGCGCAGAAGAGAUCGUAAGGAGCCUCAUUCCCGCAAAGAGGCUGGUCGUCGGGGACUUGAACAUGAACAAACGCCUAUAUCGAGAAGCGCCGUAAGAGAACCGUCCGAAGACGUGAAAGAUUUAUACGUGGUGGAUCUGAAAGGCGACAAAUAUAAUCUUAUAUAUGGAACAAUACAUCGGUAUAGUGUCCCUCGCUACUACCGCUUUGGUGCAGGGCGUGUCCUGGGACUGCCGUCGAAUAACAGAAUCGACCGUGAUACUGCUGGCGAAAAUGAGAUCGUGGUGAAACCUGAGACAUGGCGCACGGAUUCUUCAAAGCCCAAAGCAAAGAGUUUAUUCUCCAAGCUUGACAACCAGCCUACCAAGUUGCUUCGAGUUCGCCCAACCUCUUUUGUGGACAAUGCGGAUUUUUCCAAGGAUUUUUUGCCUCUCAAGGCCUCCAGAAGUCGACAACCAAAGGAUGAUUUAGAAGCAUCUGAUACAGAAGACGAUAAAUAUGGGUAUCGCUCAAUUCACGGAAAACUAAAGCACAGUGAAGAUAUCUCUAGUGGUCUAGAGUCUAUGUCAGAUCUAGAGUCCGGUGGUGAAGGCCCGCGAGAUGAUCUCGACGUGGAAGUCAAACAACGGAGUGCACAGCUAUAUAGGAACAUUGAACGAAAUUCUACCGAUGUCAAGGCCUGGCUCCAGCUCAUUGGCCACCAAGAAUUAGUUCUUCGGGGUUCAGCGAAACAAUCCAGCUCCUUGACAAACGCAGAGCAGAAAAGCUUGGCCGAUAUCAAGCUGUCCUUAUACGAAAAAGCGCUGAAAAAGGUAGGCCAAAGCUCUUCGCGAGACCGUCUACUACUUGGACUUUUGGAGGAGGGUGCAAAGCUAUGGGAUACAAAAAAGCUUUUAGCGCAAUGGCACUCCAUAUUGAAAUCCAACUCCCAAUUUAUCAGUCUAUGGAUCAAGUAUCUCGACUUCCGUCAAACUGAGUUCCUAAAUUUCACCUAUAGCCAAUGUCUCACUACCUUCAUCGAAUGCUUGAAUUUGAAUAAAGCUACCUCGGAUAGUCCUGGUAAAACGCAAGUUCAAAUGUACCUGUUCCUUCGCUUAACUCUUUUCCUGCGAGAAACAGGGUACGCAGAGCAUGCAACAGCCCUAUGGCAAGCUAUCUUUGAAUUCACAUUCUUCCGACCAAAUGAUUUAGAUGCCAACACCAGCACGGAUCAGGUCUUAUCAGCUUUCGCAGAUUUCUGGGACUCUGAAGUUGCGCGUAUCGGCGAUGCUGGAGCGAAAGGCUGGAAAAACAUGAGCACAGCUUCUUUUCACCCUAAAGUAUUUGAACCUCAAUUCAACUUGGAACUGAAGUCAAUAAUGCCAUCUUGGGCUGCUUGUGAGCGAGAAUGCAUCCUCAAUGCUCAACUUCCAGCUCGCAGCUUGGAUGAGCCCAGUGAUGAUCCAUACCGUGUUAUUCUUGCUUCCGAUCUGAAAGAAUUCCUCCCCCUUGUUUCUUCGGCGGACUCAAAAUCGGAGCUUAUUGAUAGCUUCCUAUACUUCUGCCAGCUCCCCCCAUUUAUCACAACCCAUAAUUUCAAGACUACUGGUCGUUGGAUGGGUGACGGUUUUCUACGAAACGAAUUGGUCUCUACUUCCUUUUCGGCCCUCACAGAUUGGCUUCCUAACUUAAGUACCGACACCGAUCCGGAAGUAGUCUCACCGACUAUGUUUCCAAACCAACACUUCAUUCCUGCGCUCGAGACCUACUUUACGGAUCCCAAAACUUGGUUCUCUUCCUUUGGUGCUUGGGUAAAAGCAACAUCAGAUCCAGCUUGCGUUGUUGUACGCGAUUGGAAUCGCCGAACUCUCCGAUUGCUAGUUGAAGCGAUGCCUCAGAAUGAUGAUCUAGCUGAAUACGCCGUCGCGGUCGAGUUUGUUUGCAAUAACAAGGAAGCUAAAAAGUAUGCAAAGUCGCUGCUCAAAAAGCGGCCGUCUAAUCUUCGGCUAUAUAACUCCUACGCUCUUAUGGAAUGGCGAACGGGAAACCAUGCAGCAGCUGAUCAUGUGUGGGCAACAGCAGUCUCUAUGAGUAACACUUUCUCUAGCGAUGACAGAAUCAGUAACAUUCUUCUCUGGCAUACUUGGAUAUGGGAGCUUCUAGAGGCUCGUAAAAUAGCUCAUGCAUCCCAUCUCCUGGCUUCUAUGCCACAGAGUAAUGUUGACCUGAAAGCUUUCCAUGAUAUCUCGAGCCAACCGGAGUUCAGCCCGACAGUCCUACUCAAGAUACACAACCAUUUAUUGGAAACUCAGGAAAGUGCAUUCAUAAACGGGAACGUCGACAUCAUCCGAGCCUGCACAGAUUGUCAAGCUAUCCUAUUAUACCUCACCCACUCUCAAGACUUGAGCAAAUGUCUGGAAGCGUACAACGCCUCAAUCAACAGGAUAUCUUCAUUCCCCGGUUCGGCCGACACCUUCAAAUCGUACACCAUCGAACUCCUACACCAGUCCCGUGCAAGGCUCAUCUACUAUCACCUUCGAGCAAGCAAACUUUACCAGCCGUCGUACAUCCGCACACUCCUCGCCGAGAGCAUCGCCCUCUUCCCACACAACACAAUCUUCCUAUCCCUAUUCUCCUGGAACGAGUCCCGAUUCCGCAUUGAAGAGCGUGUCCGCGACAUCAUCCGCGACAUAACGACAGCCUCACAACACCACCACCACUACGACGACGACGACGACGACCCCUCAACAACCCCAACUCAGAUCCCCAUCACAACACACUUAUUUUCAAUCUACACAGAGCUCAACCGGCCCGUGUACGCCGGGUCCACCCUCCAUUCCGCCCGAGCUGCGUUCGAAAACGCCAUUGGCGAGCAACCUGGAACAUCUUCGCCAAGCAGCAGCCUCGGAUCCGGCGCCCAUUCCAGCCCUUCCCUCUGGAAACUCUACAUUCUCUUCGAACUCUCCCGCAACGAAGUCAACCGGGCAAAGGACGUCUUUUACAGAGCGAUGCGCGCCUGUCCCUGGUCGAAGGAAAUCCUCAUGCUCGCAUUUAGCCAUCUCCGUGAUGAUGUGAUUUGCCGCCGCACAGGUGACAAUCCACGCCAAGGCGAGAAGGGGAUGCCCUUCCACGACUUAUGUCGCCUGUAUAAUGUUCUAGUCGAGAAGGAGCUGAGAAUUCAUCUCGACAUAGAGCGGGAAUUGGAUGACCUUGCCUCGCAAAUGGAGCAGAAGAGUCUUGCUCUCGGAAUGCCCAUUGCAAUUCCCGAUGACCUCGAUAGUGAAGAUGAGCCGAUGCAAAUGUAAAUAGAAUUCAAAAUGUAAUGUUACUUACC
Molecule: messenger RNA, 3550 nt
Organism: Aspergillus ochraceoroseus IBT 24754
Lineage: Eukaryota; Fungi; Ascomycota; Eurotiomycetes; Eurotiales; Aspergillaceae
Exons: 3
Coding region: 60-3521 (1153 amino acids)
Biological process (GO): negative regulation of RNA catabolic process; regulatory ncRNA-mediated post-transcriptional gene silencing
Cellular component (GO): catalytic step 2 spliceosome
Molecular function (GO): protein binding
Source: RefSeq, a predicted model, not a curated record